GAGGGAGUGCGAGUUUCUUGGCCUCAAAGGCCCCACAGUCCUCCACUUCCUGGGGAGGCAGCAGGCCAGUAAAGCCAGCAGAGACUCUUCUCCUCUUCAUCGUCCCGGCCACCACUGCUUCAGCCUCUGCCUCCCAGCCUCUUUCUGAGGGAAAGGACAAAAUGAAGUGGAAGGCGCUUGUCACCGUGGCCAUCCUGCAGGCACAGCUCCCGAUUACAGAGGCACAGAGCUUCGGCCUGCUGGAUCCCAAACUCUGCUACCUGCUGGAUGGAAUCCUCUUCAUCUAUGGUGUCAUUGUUACUGCCCUGUUCCUGAGAGUGAAGUUCAGCAGGAGCGCAGACGCCCCCGUGUACCAGCAGGGCCAGAACCAGCUCUAUAACGAGCUCAAUCUAGGACGAAGAGAGGAGUACGAUGUUUUGGACAAGAGACGGGGCCGGGACCCUGAGAUGGGGGGGAAGCAGAGAAGGAAGAACCCUCAGGAAGGCCUGUACAAUGCACUGCAGAAAGAUAAGAUGGCAGAGGCCUACAGUGAGAUCGGGAUGAAAGGCGAGAACCAGCGCCGGAGGGGCAAGGGGCACGACGGCCUUUACCAGGGACUCAGUACGGCCACCAAGGACACCUACGACGCCCUUCACAUGCAGGCCCUGCCCCCUCGCUAACAGCCAGGGUAUUUCACCACUGAAAGGCCAGACCUGCAGAUAUCCAGAUUAUGAGACACAGGAUAAAGCAUUUACAACCUGGUUCACUCAUCUCAGCCACGAAAGUAUUACCCUUCAUGUACAGGAUGCUUUGGUCAUAUUCAGCUCCAAAACAUCAGAGACUGCUGUCCUCGCACUCUUUAAGGGAGUGUGCCCCCAGGGCUCAUGGCCCUGGCCUUGGGCCCUCUGAUUUGCCAGUGGUGCAGGCAGACCUGUCUCCUGGUGGCUACGUGUUCUCCCUGGGAGGCUGGCAUGCCGUCUCUUACAGCUGAGUUGAGUGUUUUGUAAAAGCCCCAGAGAAACCGCAGAUGCUACCACUUGCCCUAAUGUCUGUACAGUCAAUGUUUGAGUGGCUUCACCCCUGCUGUAAAUUUGGCUUCUGUUAUCACCUUCACCUCCUUUCAAGGUAACUGUACUGGGCCAUGUUGCACCUCCCUCCCUGGUGAGAGGGCCAGGCAGUGGGGUAGACAGGAAGGGAGCCUAGGUCAGGUGCAGCCAGGGAGCUGCAGGGGCAAGGGAAGGUGGGCAGGCAGGGGAGGCUCAGCUAGGGCCUUCGAGGGCAGCAGGGUGGGGGGGGAGUUCCCUGCCUGGGGCCUCUGUGCCACACCAUUGAACUGCCACGUGCUAUGGGGGCUGGAAGAUGAACAAGACUACCCUUGAUGAGCUGUGCACAAAGUGGUAUAAAGAACAGUAUGGUUCCACGGUGUGAACAAAGUGCCUGGGAGCAAGAGAAGGCCCUUGAUUCGCCUCAGGCUUUCAGUAAAUGACAAAACCAUCAUCGCGAAGGCCUCACAGGAAGACCCAGCACCAUGGGACCUGUAACUGCCCAGCAGACAGUGGCAGGACAGGAAAAACCCCAGUCAAUGUGCUGGGACACUGCUGUGUCAUUACAAGGCACAGCCCAUGGAUGAAAAACGCUCUCUGCUCUGCCUUUUUUCUACUGUUUUAAUUUAUACUGGCAUGCUAAAGCCUUCCUACCUUGCAUAAUAAAUGCUUGAGUGAAAAUGCAGCUUUGCUUUAAGCUUUAUUUCAGCAGUCAAGCUUGUAAUGGCAAUUUAGUCAUCAAUCGGCAGGUUGCCCUUGGGGGAGGAGGGGAGCAGAACUGCUGAUUCUUGGGAGAGAACAGGACCGUUCCUGGGAACCAGCACGUGAGCACAGGUGCGUCCUUGGAGGCAGGGUCACACAGUGCAAGUGAGCUGGGCAUCCAGGCUGGGGAGCUGUGCCUUAGAGUUGGGCUCGGUGCAAUACAAUGUGUCAGUACUGGCCCAGGCUUGUGCCAGAACCAGAGAGGGCUAAGGGAAAGGAGCCCUGCAGCCAGCGCCAGCUUGUGGGGUACAGGAAAACAAGUGGGGGAGAGAGGCCAGCCUGGCACUCAGGCAUCAGAAUAGGCAGCACAUAAGCAGAGGGUGUCUGGGAGUUAUGCACAGCAGCUGACGCCACAGUGUGAAAUGUCUCCGUGCACCGGGUGAGGAAGAGAUGGAGGACAACCAAAGUCAGUUUCCCUCACAAAAGGUGAGGAAGCCUGAAGGGUAAAAGGCAGGGUGGAGUGGGGCAGGAACCAAGGUGCUUAUGGUGAUUCUGGGAUUCCUGAGAGCACUUGGAAAAAAUAAUUUGGGAGAUGAAUUAUGCGUAGGGUCUGAGAAUGUGUGUGUGAAGUAUCCAGAAUACCAAAACACGGCAACUUCAAAGAAACUCCAACAAUGUCAAAACACUUGGAAAAUGGUUUAAUGAUGUUUUACAACAGAAAGAAACUGUACAGUUACAGUAAGUUUAAUAUAUAUAAAAAAUUACAGCAGACAAAUGCAUCUACACAAAAUCUACCAUUUCAUUCUGAUUCACUGUCACCUACACAAUCUCUCCCAAGCCUACAGCCCCUGCAGGCAGCCCUAGGAGGGGGAAUCAUCUAAAGGGCACUUUGAGAGAGACAGCACCGCUCAUAUUCCCCGCCACCUCCUCAAGCCUCGGGAGGCAUCAGCUAAUUCCCCAAAAUGUAAAGUUGCCUGUGUUUCAGGUUUUCAAAACCAAGAAAACGUGUUUCCCAGGGGCACAGAUAACAAGGUCCAGCACACCAAGUUAUCAGCUGAUUCUUAGAAAAUAUUUUUAUCAGAGGGGAAAUAUUUGGCUAACAGGCGCUCUGGGGCAGUACGGCUACACAACAGCCACCCAGAGUGCAGGUUACGUAAGAGAAAUGUAGAAGGACUCCCAACAAACCACCUCAGAAUUGUCACUGCCUCAUUAAAGCUGCUGGACAAUUUCGGAAAGAAUCAUUUACACCACGUUUUAAGUUUCCACAAAGAACAACUCAAACUCACAUUUAAAGUACAUAAAACAAAAAGUUCUCGGAGGCCAAGGGGCCAAUUCCCCUUGUGCCCUUCCGUUGACAACAGUGGACAAGCACCCCUGAAUUAAUAAUUAAGACAAAAAAGGAAGAAAAAGUGAGUUAAGAUAUUAAAAGAGAGAGAGAAAGAAAACAUCUUUAGAAAGACACGAUCACUGUCUCUUUAAAAGAAAACAAAAUCCCAGUUGGGAACAGUAAUGAGGAAUAUGCAAUCUAAAUUGACACCUGGUGGGAGAUUAUUAUUGAAUAUUAUGUACACUCAGAACUUUUUCAUUUUCUUUUUUAUUAUGAACACCUAGGCAGUGAAAACUGUUAUGUUAAUACAUACAUAGACACACCCAAAACAUACAAAAAUACUAUUAUUUCAAACUACUAAGAAUAGGACAGUUCAAUUAUUUUCAUGCUAUGACUUUUAAGAGCAUUACACUGAAACAAGAAGUUAAACGACAUUUUUUUUUUAAUAUCCCAGAAAUAUACCAAAAUAUACAUCUAAGCUUUGGAAUUACUGAGGUUAGACUAAUGCAAGUGCUGGGUAAUCGUACUUAAUACACAAGUCUAAGGUUCUGCAGGAAAGAAAUUAUCUUUGGUAUCUGCAUCAGGCUAAUAUUAUUAACAUUUGGAUUUUGCUUUGGGAUAGAGCUUGUAUGACCCAAGAACCAAGUUCCCCCCUCCCCCAAUCAACUGAGAUUAAAAAGAUCCAUGUAAAAAGUUCCUUCAUUUGCAAUCCCCCCACCCCCCAAGUUAAAAAGUCACAGGCAUCUACCUAGCACAAAAGGUUGUGAAGUACAAUGCAUAGUUGCACAGUGGUGCUGCAAAAAGGAAACAAAACUACAAUCGAGAGAAAUGAAAAGCUUGACCAUCUUUCUGCACGUUUUCUCACAAACAGGACGGCCACUUCCAAGCAGUUCCAGUAAAGGAAAGAGAAAAACGGCUCAGAAGGGCACCUUGGCGUGCAUUCGCCCAGCCCCAGAGGUUAAAGCACCCAGCAGAGCAGCCAAUCAUGCGCCAGUGUCUUCAGCGUCCCCCACUCUGUGGAGUCCUCGGGCCAGUCCAGCAGCAGCUCCCACCCUCCUGAGGCCCUGUGUUAAGUCCCCAUAGUGACCCUGGUUGGUAUAGGGUGGAUGAUGGUGAUGAUGGGAUUUUUUGACUUUUGUUUUGGAAAAUCUGAAAUGCCAAUUUGUUUCAGGGCAUGCUCACAGGUUUGCGAGGGCCAAAGCUAGGGGCAUGCACCUGUGCAGGACCCUGGAAGGUGGAAAACAGCUUGCCUGCCCUUUCUGAUCCGGUCAGAGGGCGCCCACCUUCCCUGGCCUCACUCUUCCAACUGCCAGGACACCACAGGCUGGACUGAUGCUGAAGACUUCCCUUUUCUUUGGUUCUUUUGUUUGUUUUGAGUUUAUACAAUCAUUAAGAAAUCUUUGGUUUUGGCUGGAAAUUUUAAAAAAACAAAACAAAACAAAACAAAGAAACCACCCUCCCUUGGCUUAUAGCAGCAGUAUCAUGACCUGGCUAAGCUUUUUGUCAGCAUGAGGGGUGGGAAUUGAAGGUUGGGAACUACAUUCAAAGAAAAGGUGAAAGGGCUGGGGAUGCAGCUUCUAGAGAGCCCACUGGAUACGAGAUUGUCAAAUAAUAAUAAUAUUAAUGAUAAACUUAAAUAUUUGGAAAUUUUUGGUCAUAUCAAAGGAAAAAAAGUGAAAUGUGUAUGCAGCAGUCAGCUUAAAGGAGCCUUUGGUGUUUUCCCUUCUACCCAAAGUCCUGAAAAGAAA
Molecule: messenger RNA, 4799 nt
Organism: Sapajus apella (tufted capuchin)
Lineage: Eukaryota; Metazoa; Chordata; Mammalia; Primates; Cebidae
Gene: CD247
Product: CD247 molecule
Exons: 8
Coding region: 162-659 (165 amino acids)
Biological process (GO): cell surface receptor signaling pathway
Cellular component (GO): membrane
Molecular function (GO): transmembrane signaling receptor activity
Source: RefSeq, a predicted model, not a curated record